This is a messenger RNA of Chrysochloris asiatica (Cape golden mole), 1374 nucleotides long. RefSeq names its product cholinergic receptor, nicotinic, alpha 1 (muscle) (gene CHRNA1). NCBI's taxonomy places the organism in Eukaryota, Metazoa, Chordata, Mammalia, Afrosoricida, Chrysochloridae. Gene Ontology annotation, molecular function: transmembrane signaling receptor activity; acetylcholine-gated monoatomic cation-selective channel activity. The transcript is spliced from 9 exons. The record is from RefSeq and is a predicted model, not a curated record. Gene Ontology annotation, biological process: chemical synaptic transmission; monoatomic ion transmembrane transport; regulation of membrane potential. Bases 1 to 1374 code for a protein of 457 amino acids. Gene Ontology annotation, cellular component: synapse; neuron projection; postsynaptic membrane.
AUGGAGCCCAAGCUGCUCCUUCUGCUUCUUGGCCUUUGCUUAGCUGGCCUCAUCCUGGGCUCCGAGCAUGAGACUCGUCUGGUGGCAAAGCUCUUUGAAAAUUAUAACAGCGUGGUGCGGCCCGUGGAAGACCACCGCCAGGUUGUAGAGGUCACCGUGGGCUUGCAGCUGGUUCAGCUCAUCAAUGUGGAUGAAGUCAAUCAGAUCGUAACCACCAAUGUUCGACUGAAACAGCAAUGGGUGGAUUACAACCUUAAAUGGAAUCCAGACGACUAUGGUGGUGUGAAAAAAAUCCAUGUUCCCUCCGAAAAGAUCUGGCGCCCAGACCUCGUUCUUUAUAACAAUGCAGAUGGUGACUUUGCCAUUGUCAAGUUCACCAAAGUGCUCCUGGACCACACUGGCCACAUCACGUGGACACCUCCAGCCAUCUUUAAAAGCUACUGUGAGAUCAUUGUCACCCACUUCCCCUUUGACGAGCAGAACUGUAGCAUGAAGCUGGGCACCUGGACCUAUGACGGCUCUGUAGUAGCCAUCAACGCGGAAAGUGACCAGCCAGACCUGAGCAACUUCAUGGAGAGCGGAGAGUGGGUGAUCAAGGAGGCCCGGGGCUGGAAGCACCGGGUGAUCUACGCCUGCUGCCCCACCACGCCCUACCUGGACAUCACCUACCACUUCGUCAUGCAGCGCCUGCCUCUCUACUUCAUUGUCAAUGUCAUCAUUCCCUGCCUGCUCUUCUCCUUCCUAACCGGCCUGGUGUUCUACCUGCCCACAGAUUCAGGAGAGAAGAUGACCCUGAGCAUCUCUGUCUUACUGUCCUUGACUGUGUUCCUCUUGGUGAUCGUGGAGCUGAUCCCGUCCACCUCUAGCGCUGUGCCCCUGAUUGGGAAAUACAUGCUGUUCACCAUGGUGUUCGUCAUUGCUUCCAUCAUCAUCACUGUGAUCGUCAUCAACACGCACCACCGUUCACCCAGCACCCAUGUCAUGCCUGAGUGGGUGCGGAAGGUGUUUAUCGAAACGAUUCCAAAUAUCAUGUUUUUCUCCACAAUGAAAAGGCCAUCCCGAGAAAAACAAGACCGAAAGAUUUUUACGGAAGACAUCGAUAUUUCUGACAUUUCUGGGAAGCCUGGGCCUCCGCCCGUGGGCUUCCAUUCUCCCCUGAUCAAACACCCGGAAGUGAAGAGCGCCAUUGAAGGCGUCAAGUACAUCGCGGAGACCAUGAAGUCCGACCAGGAGUCCAAUAACGCGGCCGAGGAAUGGAAGUACGUUGCAAUGGUGAUGGACCACAUCCUCCUUGGGGUCUUCAUGCUGGUCUGUAUCAUUGGAACCCUGGCUGUGUUUGCAGGUCGGCUUAUUGAAUUAAAUCAGCAAGGAUGA